Messenger RNA from Pristis pectinata (smalltooth sawfish), 2366 nucleotides. Its product is annotated as breast cancer metastasis-suppressor 1 homolog. NCBI's taxonomy places the organism in Eukaryota, Metazoa, Chordata, Chondrichthyes, Rhinopristiformes, Pristidae. Gene Ontology annotation, cellular component: Sin3-type complex. The transcript is spliced from 12 exons. Bases 1272 to 2336 code for a protein of 354 amino acids. Gene Ontology annotation, molecular function: histone deacetylase binding. Gene Ontology annotation, biological process: negative regulation of transcription by RNA polymerase II. The record is from RefSeq and is a predicted model, not a curated record.
CCUCACAUCCAAAAACCUACCCAUCAACUUUAAAUGUACUCAAUGACUUAACAUCUACAGGUAUUAGAAGAAUUCUAAAGGAAUAAACUUGUCAGAUCUAAAUGUCCAACUCUUAUUCUGAGACUGUGCAACCUAAUUCUAGACUCUCCUGUGUGAGGGAACAGCCUCUUCUUAACCUAAUUUUCAAUGAGGAGACAGAAGGUGAUCUAAUUCUAUUCUUUUAAGCUUUAGUACAUAGACCAAUUCUUGUCAUCCCCCUCCCAACUCACUCCUCUGGAGUCAAAUCUCUCAUCCCUGGCUUCAACGCAGUGAAUCCACAAUGCAUCAACUUCUAAUAAGGUUUACCCUUCCUUAAGGAGAUCAAAGUUCCACACUCCAGUUGUACCUCCACAGUGCAGCAAAACAUUCUUAGUCUUAUAGUCCAAAUGGAUUGUAAUAAAUGUUAGACCCAGUGAGUUUUUCUGCAAAGUAUUUUUUAAACUGUGGAGAAAUCUUAACGAGUUGCUAUAUAAAAAGUUAUUAUCACAUGUUAAAUCUGUAUCUCCUAGAUUACUGAAUUUUCUGCCAACUUUUUUCCUCACCAAAAGCAAUGCAUCACUCCACGCUGCAAUUCCAGAAAACUUCUGCGCAUCUAGUCAUCCCAAUCCUCCAAUACUGCAGGGGGCAGCACCACCUCAGAGUGGCACAUCUAAAUCCCAUCUUGACCUAUCGACACUCCUCAUCGCGCACCGCCUUCGGACAGCCGAGUUUCGUUGACUGGAGCGGCUCUCCGAUUGGUCGGAGCAGCCUGUCAGUCACCAUCUCCGCGCCCUCCUCUCCCCGCCUGCUUUUAGCGCGAGUUCCUUCCUGUUGUUAAAAAGUUCCUGAAGCUCCGGACAACCGCCGCUGCAUUCCCCUCACUCUCAGAAAGAAUAAAGCAAUAAGCAUUCAAUUAUUAAUAAAAAAUAAAAAUUAUAAAGGCGAUUAAAACAGAAAAUCGAUGGCGAUUUGACACGCACGACCGUCCCACCGGCCGCAGCUGGCGACGGGGCAGCGCGAGCGAGGCCGGCGCCUCCUGGAACCUUCCAGAGCCCAAUGACCGUUACUCUUAAAGGCGCAGACCACCCUGCCCGGCUCCCAAAACAACUGGAUUUAAAUCUUAAACAAAAAUAAACACACUCACUAUAUAUUUUUAAAUAAACACUCUUCCACCAAAAUAAUAUUUUCCUCGCAUUGCCCUUUGCACACCGCUUGGAAACUGGACCCUUUCAGCAGUGGCCUCGGAGCGGACAAUGCCUGGGCAGCAGCCGCAGAGAGACAAAGAAAAGGACGAGGAGAAGGCUGAUGAGGAAAUGGAGCAGGAUUCCCCAGAGAAUGAGGAAAGCUCGGAUGAAGACAGUGCCAGUACCUCCGCAUCUGAGGAGGAGGGCGAGGACAGCUCAGAGAUGGACGAUGAGGACUGUGAGCGACGUCGCACUGAAUGCUUGGAUGAGAUGUCAGACCUGGAGAAGCAGUUCACGGAUCUGAAAGAACAACUGUACAAAGAGAGACUGAGCCAGGUGGAAGCCAAACUGGACGAGGUGAUCGCAGGGAAAGCAACUGAGUACUUGGAGCCCCUGGCUGUCCUGCAGAAGAACAUGAAAAUCAGAACUGAGGUAGCAGGUAAUGGAGGUGUAUAUAAAGAUCUGUGUUCGGAGGUAAUCAGAAAUAGGUACGAGUGUGAACUGCAAGGAGCUCGGCAACAUCUGGAGAGUGAGAAGCUGCUGUUGUUUGAUAAUAUGCAGAAUGAGCUGUUGGAAAGAAUUCAGCGACUGGAGGAGGACAAGCAAAGUAUAGACAUCACCUCUGAAUGGUGGAAUGAGGAGGUUCGGGGGAAACGGAACAAGAAGAAGAGUGACACGUUGAAACCAGAAAAGAAGAAGAAGGCAGCGACUGUGUCUGGUCCUUAUAUUGUAUACAUGUUACGAGAUAUUGAUAUUUUGGAGGACUGGGCUGCUAUCAAAAAGGCGAAAGCAGUCAUCAGUCAGCAAAAAAGAAAAUCAGAUGGUGCAGGUUCUGAAGCAACCCACGGUAAGAAGGCCAAAGUUUCGGCACAGCUCUUAAGUGACUCAGUGCUGCCUAAACAGGAGAAGCAUUUAUACAUGGCCAAGUGCGAAGAUGGCAGACUGUUCUACGAGGGAGACUGGUACACCAAAGGGCAGAGCAUUGUACUGGAGAUGAAGGAUGAAACGCCCUCACAUGCAAUGAUCACGGCUGUCAGCACGGGAGAGGUCUGGCUCCGCCGUUCAGAUGGCAGCAAAACCAAGUUGUACGUCAGCCAGCUUCAGAAAGGGAAAUACUCCAUCCACAAGGCAUGAACUUUGACACUAACCUAUCGGAGCCCUAAG